Paramecium octaurelia is the source of this 1488-nucleotide messenger RNA. The record is from the annotation of a GenBank genome assembly. Lineage: Eukaryota; Ciliophora; Oligohymenophorea; Peniculida; Parameciidae.
AUGUUUAAUACAUAAAAAGCCUAGAAUUGUUAACUUCACAAAUCUUAAAUUUAUAUAGGGUUUUGUAUAUCAAAUAAUUGUCCUUCAAAUUUUUUCUAUUGUUAAAAAUGUUUAGAACAAGAUCAUAGGGGUCAUAUAGAGAGUUGCAAAGAAUUUGGACAAAUAACCAAGGAUUUCACCAAUUUCAUCAAAGAAAAAAAGAGUCACUUAGACAAGGCAAAAGAAAAAUAAAUUCAAUUGCAAUAAUUAGGCAGAUAUUAAAUUGAUGCCUAUGAAAAGCAAAUAGAUGAACUAAGAAACAUUUAAAGAAACUUUUCGAAGAAAAAACCUCGAUCUUUGUCAAAUUAAGAAAUUAAAAUCUUAAAAUAAUAAUACUGUCCAGAUGGAUAAAUUGAUGAUUGUAAAUUUUAAUAAGGUUUAGUGAAUGAGGUAACUUAAAUGGAACAACUAAUUUAAUCUCUAGAGUUAAUGAAGGAGGAUUGCUUAAAAAAUGGAAGAUAUAAAUUAAUAAGUAUUCUUAGCAAUAUCUAUUUUAGAGAAUAUAAAGAACUGCCUUUCUAUAGGAGGUUAUUGGUGUGUCUAAAUUAUUAUUAUCAGUAUGAUUUUGCUUUACUUUUUUCUGUUUUUGGCAAUUAUAAUGCCUUGGAUGAAUUAUGAAUCUGAGGAGUAACUAAGGUAUUAGCAAGCCAUCGAAAAUCAAUCUUUUUUAGAAUCAUUCAGAGACUAAACUCAGUAUUUUACCAUAGGUAAUAAAUUUAAUAUUAUUCAGCUAAUGAUUUAUAUCUGAAGGGGAAUUAUAGUUAAGCUAUUAUAUAUUAUAAUAAGGCAAUCCAUUUACAAUAGGAUAAUGCAUCCAUUUAUUUUUAUAACGGUAGAUGAUAUCAAUUAUAAUAUAGGAAAUGCUUUAGCAAAAUUAUAUUAUUUUGAGCUCGCAGUUUAAAAUUAUAACAGAGCUCUGAAAAUAAAUUCUGACAACGAUGUUAUAUAUAUGAAUAAAGGUAUUCAUUGUAUUUCAAAGCAGGGUAUGCGCUAACUUAAUUGAAACUUUUUAAUUAAGCUAUUGAUUGUUAUGAUGUGGCGAUAAAAAUCAAUUUUCUUAAUGAUGAGGCCUAUUACAAUAAAGGUAACCUUAUUAAUAAUAUCAUUAAUUAAAUUUUAGGAAAAGUCUUACAUUAAGUUAAACGGUAUCGUGAGGCUAUAGAAUCAUUUAAUAUAGCUAUCCAUAUAAAAUCUAAUAAUCAGCACUAUUAUUAUAGUAAAGGUUACUAAUUUCAACAUUAAUUUUAGGAUUAACAUUACAUAAGCUUAAAGAAUAUCAUUAAGCUAUAGAAUCAUAUGAUUGUGCUCUUUAAAUUUCAAUAAAUCAAGAAAUAUUAAAAAAUAAAAGUAUUGUUUCAUAAAAUUUAAGAUAAUUCAUUAUUGAAUUUAGAUAAAAUUGACAAACCUUAAGAAUUGAAGAAGGAUACUUUGUUUGAAAUAAGAAAUUGA